This is a messenger RNA of Pipra filicauda (Wire-tailed manakin), 4034 nucleotides long. RefSeq names its product ferritin light chain-like. The transcript is spliced from 3 exons. Lineage: Eukaryota; Metazoa; Chordata; Aves; Passeriformes; Pipridae. The record is from RefSeq and is a predicted model, not a curated record. Bases 56 to 889 code for a protein of 277 amino acids. Gene Ontology annotation, molecular function: ferrous iron binding; ferric iron binding. Gene Ontology annotation, biological process: iron ion transport; intracellular iron ion homeostasis. Gene Ontology annotation, cellular component: cytoplasm.
UGUCCCAGGUGCCCGGGCUAUAUGAGGCGGCGCGGCGGGGCGGCGCGGUGGCUCCAUGGCGGCGCCGGCCAUGGCUGAGCCGCGCUCCAAGCGGCCCCGCGUCACCCUGCCCGCCUGCCCCGCGCACCGCCCGCUGCCCGCCAGCCGCGUCCGCCACGGCUUCCCCGCCGCCGUGGAGGAGGCGCUCUGCGGCGUCACCGGCGCCCAGCUGGAGCUCCACUACUGCCUGCAGGCGCUGGGUGAAUAUUUUGAUCAGUCACAUGUGGCUCUACCAAAUAUUUCAAAGUUCUUCUUGCAUCAAGCUCUGGAAGAGAGAAAAGCCGCAGAGGCAUUGAUGAAGUAUCAGCAAGAAAGAGGAGGCCACUACUGUUCUAAAACCAUCCAGAAACCAAACUGUGAUUAUGCAGUCGGUCUGAUGAAAGCCCUGGAAUUAGCAAUGGUACAGUGGAAAACUAUGCUACGAUAUUUUGAAGAGCUUUAUGCCCUGAGUGUUGAAAAUGCAGACCCUCAUAGUGCAAGCACUAUGAAGAAGCAAUUUAUUGCGCCCAAAAUCCGGAAGAUCAAGCUAAUGGGAGAUCUACUCACCAAUGCUCGCAGGCUUGACUGUUCCCAAGAUGGCAGAAAUAGUCUUGGGGAUUACUUCAUGGACCGGUUGCAGAAAGAGUUCAGAACAAGCAUAGAGCCAGAGUCUAGUGAUCACUGCAGCCCCUGCCCGCCUCUGCAGCAGUGCACAGGAGCUGCAGAAGGUCUGAAGCGACCCCAGAGAGAAUCUUCCCAGCACAGAAAUGGCAUAGGGCCAAUAUAUGCAACUAUACAUUGCACUACGAUGCUGCCACAGUGUAAUGAUGGGACAGGAGCAAAAGUGAAGCAGGGCAGGGAGGGCCUUUAAUGCUGUGGCUGCUAUGGGGUAGCUCCUAAGGCAAACCUUUACAGAGGGUGGAGUUGGGACCAGAACUCAGGAGACAUGAGCCUGUAUCACUCCUGUUUUACACCCUGCCCCCUCAUCCUCUGUUGAGUCAAAAUCUUGCCUAUACCAUUAUUUUGUUUAAAUGAUAGCAAGGUUGCCAGCUACCUAGAUUGUCAGCACUAGUCACACAUAAUCUAUGCAAUUCUUCCUAGAAGCCAAAAGCUUUUAAGCUUCUUUUCUGUUUUAAAUGAUUAACAGGAUUAUUUAGUGCAAUUUUUUAACAGUAUAUAUAAUUUGUAUUAAAAAAAAAAAAAGAAACCACUGCAGCUUUAGUACAAGGAAACUUUUAUGUGGCAGGAAAUCCAAAUAUUUAGUUUUAUGUUCCUGAAUAUUUUAUAUUCCUGAAUAUAUAUAUAUUAGAUAUUUUACAUUACUAACAAGUAUACUAGCAUAAUGAACUUGUUUUUAAAAAGACUUGGUUUAAAACAAAGUUUUCUUAUUUUUAUCAUAGUAGCAAUUUAAAUAAGUAGUCAAAAUAAUUUACGUAUCAGGAUGAAUAAUUUACUUCUUCAGGAUGAAAGAUGCAAACAUUUCCUCAACACUGGGAAUAAGAAAACAUGCUGGUUUUCUCUACAGUUAUGUGCCUAGUUGGCUUUUCUCAUUGUCAGAAAACAGAUGAGAGAUAAAUUAUGAGUUUUCAUUAGCUGAGAUCUUUAUAGGUUCUACUGGAUAUUUUGCAAGUGUCACAAGACACUAGCUCUAGGGCUCUGUCCAGACUUAACCUAGGAUGGUUGCUUUAGUUUUCAUACAGACCCCUAUUUCAGCUAGCUCAAUUACGGUAUUACUAUGCUACUCCUGCUAUUUCUUUUAUUCCCUAUUCAGUCCCAAGUAGAGGCAUAAGAUCCUAGUGAAAAAGCAGCACACUUAACUAGCAUUGCAUCAGAGAGAGUGGCCACUCAUUAGUUUUGCCUUUCAGUUGGGGCAGUAUUAGCCAGUUUGGUUAAAGUUCAGAAGUUCAGAGGUGUCCAAAUUCUUUUCCUUCAUCUCCUGCAGGAGUGCCUUGCUUUUUGUACCCUGGCUCCCAAGGUCACUUAAGAAGAGCAACUGGCUAGAUCAGCUGCCUGCAGCUAGGGUUUUUUUUUUUGUCGCUAUACACAACAUCUUUUAUGCAAUUGGGGUUUGAUUCAUUGAAAGAUUGUCUCACACUUUCAUGUAAUACUGUAAGUGAUACUCCUAUUCUUGAAAAUAAAUUCAGUUCAAUGUUACAAAUGGUUCUUUGCCUCUCCAUUUUAUUCCUCAAUUCACCAGCCAAGUAUGCUGGUAUUAUUCUUUAAGAGAUUUUGCAUAUGUAUACAAAACUUCACCAGUACUUUUCUUCAUGCAAGAAGUUUGAUGGAAGAGUAUGCCACAGAGUGAAAAUAAAUGCCAGAAAACUUCAUUACUACAAAAACACUGCACAAUGAAACAUUUUCUGUAAACUCUGCUGUUUAUACACAGCUGCAGUUGAAUAGCAAUUUCUGCAAAGCCCAUCUACUUUCUGUUGGUGGUGUAACACGGGACAGACAAUUACAAUGUAGAUGCUUUCCCAAUCUUUUUGUUAAUGGGAUUCAACAUUAGUGGAGGGGGGACACACAGCCACUUUAAAACAACCCCUGUACUCAUCUAUAAGAGUACUGCAAUGUGCCAGAAGAAUGGCUCAAAGCACUUUUACCAACAUGCUGGAUUUGCCGAUGUUGAGAUGGCUGCUCUCUAAAACAGCAGUAGUUUAAAAGCUAUUUCCAUCUGGGCUAGAUUCCAUCACCCAUUCUCAUGCUGAGCAUACCUUAUUCAACAAUUAGUUCCACUGACUGCAACUCAACAUGAAUAAGAGCAAUGGAAUCCGUCCCUCUCAGUAUUAAAAUACAGCUUGCUAAGUGUGAACAGAGCAAAGCUACUAACUGAAGUAUAAAACUAGUGCUAUAUAAAACCCCUUCAAACACUACUGGUAAUGUUUGACCUACUCCUACAACAACCUUCUCCUUUAAGAGCUGGUACCUUCUGAAAUGUAGGUACAGCCUUCUCAAUGGUUUCCUGCACUUAAGACUGUCUUUUACCUUAAGCAAAUUCCAACAUAACAACCUAACAUCGAAAUUUUUCAAAGCAAGACUUACCUCUUAUUUUUCUGUGAAAUACUACCAUGUCCAUUUCUCAGGCUUCUCAUACUCAUCUUCUAGCCAAAUGUAUCCACAGAUUCUCAGAAUUCAGGUCUUUCUCUCUCCCUUUUCCAAAAUUCACUUUCCGGGUCCUCUGCCUGAAAAGACAGAUAACCUCACAAUGAUCUGUUUUCCCAGUAUCUAUCUUCUGAAAAAGAAAAGAGAAAUCAGUUACUCUAGAUAAUAAGCUCUUCUUGUCCACAUGCUGCUUCUGCUGAGGGCACAUAUGCUUGUGAAUAUGGUCUCAGAUUUGUUAAUAAUACCUGUCUGUUGUGUAUAGGGUGAGUCUGUCCACGCUUCUCAGCAUAAGUACAAUCUGCCUCUGACUUCCCAUUUUCCUUUUCAAUCACCUCCUGAAAAAAGGAGAUGAAGGAUGAAAUGUGGAACAGGUGUAAGGGGAACAGUGCUUAUAGAAACUUUACAAAUUCUCCUUCUCUGCUGAAUGCUUGUUCAUAUACACUCUCAGUAUCUGUACUUCCAAAGCGAUGCCCAAACCAUCCAAACACACGAUCUGGGGAAGCUCUGAAUAGCUAGUUCCCUAAAGAGAUUCCAAACUGGAAUCUCUGGAGAGACCUAAUCUUUACUGAAAUUAAGAGUUACAGCCACAGAGGCUUCCAAAGAGGUUUAACAAUAGAAUAUUUGUAAUACUUGCCAUAAGCACUAGCUAUGGUUUCUGACUCUCAGUGAGAAAUGCACUUAAAGUCUCCAAGUGGAGAUCAUGCCGUCCUUCGUCCUCUUCACUAUGGCCACAUAAAAUUAAGAAAAGCAUCUCAGGAUUUGUUCUUUGCAAGGACUUUUUUUCAGGCCCCACUGUACAAGGCAACAUCUUUCUGGACAAACCUGGAAAUACUGGAAAGCGGAUGUUAGUUCUGGUAGCAGCAGCAGGGAAUCACAGAAUUGUUAGGGUUGAAGGGACCUCUGGAGGUCAUCUGGUC